GUCCAACUUGUCCUGCAGGUUAUCGUCAGAAAAAAAUGAUGAUCUCUCGCUCUGUCGUCAACGUGCAGGCCAAGCUCACGAAGAAGGGCAGCGCUGGCCCUAAGAAGGCCGCCCCUCCGCCCGGACCUCGCAAGACCAUCCGGGAGCGCGCUGGCUGGUGGGGCAAUGGCACAUCUGAGCGCCUUUCUCAGUUCUACGGCCCUGAGCGUGCACUUUGGCUGGGUCCCCUGUCAGGCAGCGCUCCUUCGUACUUGACCGGCGAGUUCCCUGGUGACUACGGCUGGGACUCGGCUGGUCUGUCGUCGGACCCGGAGACCUUCAAGCGCUACCGCGAGCUUGAGCUGAUCCACGCCCGCUGGGCCAUGCUCGGUGCUCUGGGCUGCGUGACCCCCGAGCUGCUCGCCAAGAAUGGCACCCCGAUUGCUGAGCCCGUGUGGUUUAAGGCAGGCGCUCAGAUCUUCCAGGAGGGCGGUUUGGACUACCUUGGCAACCCUGGCCUUGUGCACGCGCAAUCCAUCCUGGCUACCCUUGCUUGCCAGGUCAUCCUGAUGGGCGCCAUUGAGGGCUUCCGCGUCAACGGCGGCCCGGCUGGCGAGGGCCUUGACAAGCUGCACCCUGGUGGCCCCUGGUUCGACCCACUUGCUCUUGCUGAGGACCCGGAUGCCUUCGCCGAGCUGAAGGUCAAGGAAAUCAAGAACGGUCGCCUGGCUAUGUUCUCCAUGUUCGGCUUCUUCGUCCAGGCCAUUGUGACUGGGCAGGGCCCGAUUGAGAACCUCGAGUCUCACCUGGCCAACCCAGGCGUCAACAAUGCUUUCGCAUUCGCAACCAAGUUCACGCCCAGCGCCUAAUUCCAUCGCUGGCAUCUGGAUACUACACCGCAUGCUAUCUACCAUCCAUCCUUUGUGGCAAGGAAACAAAUGACUUACGCGCCAUAGAAUUCAGCGUGUCUAACAUCACUGUACAGGAGACCCGUUGACUUCAGUCAAGUCCAACUUGUCACAAAGUUGUAGGUUCCAGAGGAGAUCCUGCCCAGUCUGCGGGAAUUGCGGUGUUCUCUGAGAGUACGUUGAGAUUGUUUGAGGAGUGAUGUUUUCGGUGGUUUGCAUAUGACCGUGCUAGUCGGGAAGAGGUUCUGAUGUAAACUUGAGUAACCUAAUAAUUCCCUG
This is a messenger RNA of Volvox carteri f. nagariensis, 1166 nucleotides long. RefSeq lists its product as uncharacterized. Gene Ontology annotation, cellular component: chloroplast thylakoid membrane; chloroplast envelope; plastoglobule. Lineage: Eukaryota; Viridiplantae; Chlorophyta; Chlorophyceae; Chlamydomonadales; Volvocaceae. The coding region runs from base 36 to 848 and encodes 270 amino acids. Gene Ontology annotation, biological process: response to light stimulus; photosynthesis, light harvesting in photosystem I. The transcript has 9 exons. The record is from RefSeq and is a predicted model, not a curated record.